CCGAAGAGUGCACAACACUUUGCCCGCAGUCGCAAUCGCAAUCGAAAAUCGUAGUCGCAUUCGCAAUCGCAGUUCACACAUUGUUGCUUUUCUUGGUGCGUAAACUUUGGCGAUUCGCGCGACAGCAAAUAGAAAUUGAACGAAUCGCAAAAUGGAUAUCUCAGCCUAUCAGCACAUGAACAUCCGCAUGAGCACACGGGGCAAGCGACCGUUGCGAAAUCUAACGCCAAACGACAAAGUCCGUGCCAUUCAACGCAUUCAUAAUGGCGAGACGAAAGCAAGUGUAUCCCGGGACAUUGGUGUACCGGAGUCUACACUCCGUGGCUGGUGUAAAAAUGAGCAAAAGUUACGGUUUAUGUGCCGCCAAUUGGGCAGCGACAAUUUGGGCCAACAGCUGGCCACACACGGUCUCGAUACACCGCCCGAAAAACGCGCCAAACUAGAGCUACAGCUGCUGCCACCAAAGUUCGCCACCAUGCCAGGCUACGAUGAGCUGGGCGGAUUCAGCGGUCUGCCAUUUCCAGCCAUGGAUUAUAGUUCCCACAACGAAGCGCUGCUCGAGAAGUUCGCCUUGGUCGAGUUUCUCAAGCGCAACGGCCUUCACACCGAAGAUGUUCGCUCUGCCGGCACAGAUCCUGCCUCACCAGUGACCAACAACAUGGUGCAUCAGCUCAAUCUCUUGGCACUCUUCAACUCCAAGUUGUCACCCAAGGUGGAGCACAACACAGCAACAACUCCAACGGCAGCUACCAUUCCUAAUCUCAAUCUCAGUCUAAAUUUAAAGACUACGGACAUUCAAUCGGAUGAGACCAAGAAAUACAAUUGUCCGCUGCUGAGUGUGAAGAAUUGGGCCAAGGAUCCAGCCAAAUCCAGCCAGAUGCCCUUUGCCCAACCGCCGUACAGCAAUGACAGCAACAACAACGACAUCGAAGGCAGAGUCACCACAACAUCGACACCCACUCCAGAGAUUGUUCCAUUAACUGUUCCAGUUCCACCGCAACUGCAAGAUGCCGAAGCUCAAGCCCAGGGACAGGGUCAGGGAGCAUUGCUGGAUUGGUGCAAAAUGUUCAGUGCGAGUCUGAACUUUUUUGCCUUCGCCGCGGCUGCGGCUUCAAUGCAUCCGGGAGCAGCAGGAGCAGCAACUGGAACACCACUUGGCAGCGAGGCAGAUUUGCAUGGCUUCAACGAUGCCCUGCUUAAGCGCCUGAGUCCUUCGGUGCACAGCGAGUCCUCGAAAGAGAGCUACUACGACAGUGAGCCAGAAGAUCUAUCUGUGCGCUCGUGUGCCUCAAAGGUGUCGAGUCCGGCCAACAGCAGAUCUCAGAGUCCGGAUAAGAGCAGCACAUCAAGCACAUCGAUUCACAGCGAUGGCGAGCAAUAGUCAAUUCGAGAAUCUCCUCACACAUUGUAGAUAUUUGCAUAAAAGUAAAAUAACGAGUAUUUUUCAAGUUUCAAUUGCUCAAGUUUCGGGUCUUUUAAGCGUCGUCGUACAUCAAUAAACUCAACUAGAUUUCUCAAUCAUAAAACCUAUUUUAAUCUGGCCAAGAUAGCAAAUUGCCGCCAAAUAAUUGAGUAUACUACUCUUCAGAUUUUAAUCAAAGCAAUAAGUAUUCAAAUAAUAAACAACAAUAACAAUAACUAAAACAAAAAAAUGGAGAACAAACAACAAGCAACAAUACUAAUCACGUUUUAAUGUCAUACCUAACUAUUAACAACCAUCGUUGACUGUGUAUAAAUAAAACAAAAACAAAAAAAAAGAGAAAA
Messenger RNA from Drosophila albomicans, 1764 nucleotides. RefSeq names its product protein distal antenna-related. The record is from RefSeq and is a predicted model, not a curated record. The coding region runs from base 152 to 1381 and encodes 409 amino acids. Gene Ontology annotation, molecular function: DNA binding. The transcript has a single exon. NCBI's taxonomy places the organism in Eukaryota, Metazoa, Arthropoda, Insecta, Diptera, Drosophilidae.